Molecule: messenger RNA, 1787 nt
Organism: Capsella rubella
Lineage: Eukaryota; Viridiplantae; Streptophyta; Magnoliopsida; Brassicales; Brassicaceae
Product: polyol transporter 5
Exons: 4
Coding region: 51-1661 (536 amino acids)
Biological process (GO): transmembrane transport
Cellular component (GO): membrane
Molecular function (GO): carbohydrate:proton symporter activity
Source: RefSeq, a predicted model, not a curated record
UCAAACCUCACAUCCCCUCUCUAUCUCUCUCUCGCCCCAUUCCUCUCUAAAUGACAGGGGAAAACCAAACGGUUCCGCCGCCGGCACCACCGGUGGUGAAGCAUGUGUCUGAGUUAGGUGUAUCGGCGAAACCACCAAAGAUGAACAAAUAUGCAUUCGCGUGUGCAAUCUUAGCUUCCAUGACUUCUAUCCUCCUUGGUUAUGAUAUAGGAGUGAUGAGUGGAGCGAUGAUUUACAUAAAGAGAGAUUUAAAUAUUAGCGACUUCAAAAUCGGUAUUCUCGCUGGGAUCCUCAACAUCUUUUCACUUAUAGGAUCUUGCGCCGCCGGUAAAACCUCCGACUUGAUUGGUCGCCGUUACACUAUCGUCUUGGCUGGAGCCAUAUUCUUCGCCGGAGCUAUCCUCAUGGGAUUAGCCCCUAACUACGCUUUCCUCAUGUUCGGAAGGUUCGUCGCCGGUAUCGGCGUCGGAUAUGCUCUCAUGAUCGCACCUGUUUAUACCGCCGAAGUCUCCCCGGCCUCUUCCCGAGGUUUCCUCACCUCCUUCCCUGAGGUGUUCAUCAACGCCGGGAUCAUGCUCGGGUACGUAUCGAACCUGGCCUUCUCGAAUUUUCCGUUGAAGCUGGGAUGGAGACUCAUGCUCGGGGUAGGAGCCAUACCUUCAGUGGUGCUCGCGGUCGGUGUUCUGGCUAUGCCGGAAUCUCCACGGUGGCUGGUUAUGCAAGGCCGUCUCGGCGAAGCCAAACGCGUUCUCGACAAAACCUCUGAUUCCCCCGCCGAAUCUGCUCUCCGUCUCGAAGACAUCAAACACGCCGCCGGUAUUCCCGCCGAUUGCCACGACGACGUUGUUCAGGUGUCGAGGAGGAACAGCCAUGGAGAAGGAGUUUGGAGAGAGCUUUUAAUCAAACCAAUUCCAGCCGUGCGUCGUGUUAUGAUCGCCGCACUCGGAAUCCAUUUCUUCCAGCAAGCUUCGGGAAUCGACGCGGUGGUUCUCUUCUCCCCGAGGAUCUUCAAAACCGCGGGACUCAAAACAGAUCACCAACAGCUUCUAGCGACUGUAGCAGUAGGAGUGGUGAAGACGUCAUUCAUACUAGUCGCCACUUUCUUACUCGAUCGGAUCGGAAGACGACCGUUGCUCCUCACCAGCGUGGGAGGAAUGGUACUGUCUCUUAUGGGAUUAGGAACUUCGCUAACGAUCAUAGGCCAGUCAGGGGAGAAGAAAGUGAUGUGGGCUGUGGUGGUAGCUAUAACAACGGUGAUGACUUACGUAGCUACGUUUUCUAUAGGAGCUGGACCGAUUACUUGGGUUUACAGCUCGGAGAUAUUCCCGUUGAGGCUGAGAUCACAGGGUUCGAGUCUGGGUGUGGUUGUGAACAGAGUGACGAGUGGUGUGAUCUCGAUGACGUUUCUUCCGAUGUCGGAUGGGAUGACUACCGGAGGAGCGUUUUACUUGUUCGGAGGGAUUGCAACGGUGGCUUGGGUUUUCUUCUACACUUUCUUGCCGGAGACGCAAGGGAAGAUGCUUGAGGAUAUGGAUGAGCUUUUCAGUGGUUUCAGGUGGAGAGAUUCCAAGAAUAAGCCUAAAGGGAACCCCGAGAAGACUAUUCCAAAUCCCGAGGUUGAGAUUGCAUCAAACAAGCAGCUUGGAUCAAACCAGCUGUGAGUUUUUUGGUUUUUUAGAAUUUGGAGGGAGAAAGGCACUCAAAAGUUGUAGAAAAUUUGAACGGUUAUUGGGUUUUAUGAUAAGGAAUGAAAAUUACAAAAUUUAAAAUGAGGAAUUUUAAACAAA